Messenger RNA from Panicum hallii, 1415 nucleotides. RefSeq lists its product as uncharacterized. NCBI's taxonomy places the organism in Eukaryota, Viridiplantae, Streptophyta, Magnoliopsida, Poales, Poaceae. The transcript has 4 exons. The record is from RefSeq and is a predicted model, not a curated record. The coding region runs from base 198 to 1184 and encodes 328 amino acids.
GGACUGAUCACGGGUACCAAACAGCCGGCCUCCAGGCCCAACCGGUGGAAGGGGAAACCCUACAGCCCGGGGCAGCGAUUGGGGAGCGCAGCACGCGAGGCUUCGACGCCGUUGAGCUCGAGGCGGCCGGCUCGCGGCCCGGCCUCAGCGCCGCUGCGGCUUCGCCUGGUUCCCGCGAGCUCGGCGCGGAGGGUUGAAUGGCAAACAGAGCAAGAUGGGUGAUGAAGUAUGAAAAGGGCCUUGUUGAUAUACUUCAUGAGAACAAUAAUUCACAUUAUCGUACCCAAAAUGGAUGGAGAACAGAGGGGUGGAGGAAAAUUGUUAGGGAUUUCAACAUGAGGUACCCAGAAGCAAAGUUUAGUAAAAUGCAAAUCCAGGAACAUGAGACUCAAUUGAAGAAAGAUUACAAAUUGAUAAAAUUGAUCCUCCAGCGUGAUGGUGUUUCAUGGGACCAGAGUGCAUCCAUGAUUAGAGCGACAGAUGAAAUCUGGGAUGAGAUAAUUGAGGAUAUGCCCAAGGCACGGAAGUACCAAAGUAAGAGCUUUCCACUGCUUGACUCGCUGGAGCUGUUAUUUGAUGGCCCUAUUCCUGAAGGAGGACAAAAUUCACCUCAGAAUAUUGUUGGAAAUGUUGACGAGGGAGGCAACAACAUGAGCACAACCCCAGACAUGUCUGGAAGACCUAGUGGAACGAUUAAUGCAAACUUUGACGAGACAUGGAACAAUAUCAGCCUACUUCAACGAACGGCAUUAGGACCACAAGGUAUAGAUGAUCUUGACGUUCUGCAUAACCAUACCGAGGAGGUACUGGGACAACAACAGCAUGGCGCAGACGGAAGGCCACAGAGAGCUGAUGAACAAGCACAGUCAAGUUCCUGUGUAGAGCCGCAGAGAGACAGGCGCAAGAAGCGCAAGGUUUCAGACAUCCAGCAGAUCAUGGAGACCUAUCUAAAUUUCAGGAUGAAGCAAGCUCGCGUGAAAGAACAGAAAGCAAAGGAAGCUGAUCAGUUCACAAUCUCGAGCUGCAUCAAAGCAAUGAACACCAUGGCCGAUGUGUCUGAUGAAGUCAAGGUCUUAGCCUCUGAUGUUUUCAAGGACACCGAAAACCGGGAGAUCUUUCUCUCCUAUGAACCCAGGCUGCGCACCUUGUGGCUGAAGAGGGAAGUUGGUAGGCUGCUCACGUGAUAAAAGAUGGACUUAUUAUGGUGUUGGUUUAUCUCUAGGUGUGGUGAAGUGGCGACUUUUGCAGUUCUCAUUUAGUUUGUUAUUAUCUGUGUAUCAGCUUUAAGUCGAUUUCUGGAGGCAGAUUCUUCCUUAUCUAAACCUUUUAACUUUGACGUGCUCCUUGUACAGAGUCUCACCACGCUUCCAGAAAUGUAGGCAUUCAUGCUUAGUAAUGUGCUUCCAAAUUUUUUU